AUGGCUUAUUCGGAUGUUGAAGAAGGUUAUUCCUAUUCUUCUUCCACUCAGAAGCGCCCUUUAUUAAGAACACGUUCGCAUAAUGGGCCGUCGUUUCGCACUCUACCUUUAUUCGGAUUUUUACUCGGCCUUAUCGUCGCAUUUUAUAUUUUUUAUUUAUAUUUUGUGUCUAGCGAUGAAUUAUCAGAAAUGAAACGGCAAUUCAAUGUUUUGGAAGGACAUUCAGUGAAAUUAAAAGACGAAAAUCUCGAGAUGAAAAUACUUCUGGAUAAUUAUAAGGAGAAAGAAGUGACCUUGCAGAAUGCCAAAGAACUAGUUGAAACUAAAUUGAAUGAAUGCAGUAGAAAUUUGGAAUCCAUAAAGCAGGAUUAUGAAAAAUCGAAAGUGGAAACAAAUAAUAUCGAUAAACAAAGAAGUGAAUGUUCAAAAGAUUUACUUGAAUUGCAAAAUGGUAAGAAUGCAAUGGAAGAAAUUAUUGCUACAUUACGAGUAAAAGUGGACAAUUAUGAAAGAUUAAUUAUUUAUCUUAAUCAAACGAUCGCAAGGCUUGAAGCUGAAGGAGCAAAGACAUCAGAAAAAGUGGUAGAACCAUUCUUGCAAAAGCCUGACCAAGUUGUGCAGCAAGUAGACCAAGUAGAUGUGGUUCAUCAAAUGCACCAUGAAGCAAGAAAUGCUACAACAGUUAAUAUCGACCAAGUUAUUUCCAAUGUGGAUCAAGCGAAAGAAGGAGGAAUCAAUUUUGGAAAAGUUGUUCCUUUGAUAAAAUCAAAGACUGAAGGUAGUGAAGAAACUGAUUUCAAAGAAAAUAUUCCUGCUCCUCAGGAAAUGCCAAGAGUGAAUGAACAGUUUGGUGUCGUUCGACCAGGUCCUGGGGAUCGUGUGAAAAUGGAAAUGAAUGGAGGUCAAGUAGAAGAUGGUGGUGACUCAAAACUCGUUGCUGGUUUCGCCGACUUCCAAGAUGAAAAUAUGCUGGGAGAUUUAAAGGAAAAUGUUGCUAGAAUUGAAAAUAAUGACGUGAAAGCUGCAAAAAUCUAA
Messenger RNA from Dracunculus medinensis (Guinea worm), 1035 nucleotides. NCBI's taxonomy places the organism in Eukaryota, Metazoa, Nematoda, Chromadorea, Rhabditida, Dracunculidae. The record is from the annotation of a GenBank genome assembly.